AUGGGCCUCAUCAAGAAGGUGACCCAUUGGUCGUACGAUAAUCUGAUUGAUUAUCUUUCUGUAAACCCUACAAGAGAUGAAGUGUCCCUUUAUAAAGUCGAUCCGGAAAAUGAAUCUGAUGAGUCUAUUAUGAAGUUACGCACCGUCAAAGAUUUCGGUAGUAUUACUUGCUUGGACUAUUCAGAGUCAGAAAUCGGUAUGAUUGGGGUUGGUGAAAAGAAUGGAUAUUUGAGAAUUUUUAACAUUUCCGGAUCAAAUUUCUCGUCUUUGACAAAUCAAGUGCUAACGAGCUCAAACGCCAAUAAUGAUGGUUUUACAGCAAAUGCAGGCGUUAGCAAAUCAAUGCAGGCAGAAAACUCCGUUGGCUCCAUUUCAAAUGCAAAAGACACCAUAGGAUAUACGGAAUCGGAAACCAACUAUGACAUACGUGUGCGAGCCAAAAAGCAACGGUGUAUAAAUUCACUGGGUAUAAAUACAAACGGGCUUAUAGCCAUGGGGCUUGAUCGAAAUAAGCAUGAUUCAUCUUUACAGAUUUGGGACAUGAAUUACCAUGAUGACUCGCAAGAAACGAUCAACCCAAUGUUUAGUUACUGUACAAACGAAAGCAUAGUAUCUCUAAAAUUCCUCAAUGAUACAAGCAUAUUGGCUUCAAGUACAAAGUUUUUAAAGGAGAUUGAUGUUCGAUCUCCCAGUCCGAUUUAUCAACAUCCCACUCGAUUGACGUAUGAUAUCAAAUUGAACCCAUUCAAUGAUUGGCAAUUCAGUACUUACGGAGAUGAUGGGACCCUAGCUAUUUGGGAUAGAAGAAAGUUGUCUGACCAGAUUACACUCGGUGACUUGAAUGUUGCAUCGCCUUUAUUGACAUUUGAAAAACUGGUUGGAUCUGGCGCAGCUUCAAGAAAAUACAUGAAUUCUUGCUUUAGGUGGUCAUGCAUUAGAAAUAAUGAAUUUGCAACUCUGCAUAGAGGUGAUACCAUAAAGAGAUGGAGGUUAGGCUAUUAUGCCCUUGAAAAUAACGAUACUGAGGCUAAUGGUCGCCAGGAGGAAAAUGUUGAGAAUAUAUUUGUUUCCUCGGUGCACGAUACGAACACAAUGUACGAUAGGGUCGCCACUUUCGAUUUUAUUCCAAAAGGUAAUUGUGGCACAAGUUUAAUCUGUAUGAGACAAUCUGGCACAAUAUACAGAAUGCCUAUAGCAGAAAUAAGCUCCAAGGCUAUUCUAAAUAAUAGAAACUCUCUCUUAUUAUCAAAUUUCGAGAACUCUGAAAUAGAAGAAAUUAGAGUCACCAAUGAGCACGAAAAAUCCAAUCUAGAAAAUGUGAAAACCGUCUUAAAAAAUUUGUCUUUUGAAGAUUUAGACGUUAGUGACGAUUAUUUUCCAUCUGAACAUGAUGAACAAAAUAACGAGAUUGAAUAUUCUGAGUUGAGCGAAGAAGAAAAUGAAGAAGAAAAUGACGUCCUUGGUAGUAAGCGUGGGUUUGAACUAUUCUGGAAGCCUGAAAAAUUGUUAGAAAAGGACAUAAGUGUAAUAAUGAGAACAAGAGCGUCAUUGGGAUACGGUUUAGACCCAAUGAAUACGGUCGAAAUGAUCGACUCUUCUAAAAAUCUACAAAAUAACGCCUAUAUAAGGAAUACAUGGAGAUGGAUUGCAAUCGCGAAAGCCUCUGUAGAUGAUGGUACAAUGGUUUCUGGUGAUCUUGAUUUAGGAUAUGAGGGGGUAAUUGGUAUUUGGAAUGGUAUUAACGGAAUAUCGAAUCAAGACAGAUAUAGGCAAGAGACUAUUCUCUCUGACAAACAGCUCAAUAAAGAAAUGGAAAAAAUCAUCAAGUUAAGAAGGAAGAAUAGAGACCGCAACACUCCUAUUGCCAACGUUGCCGAUUCACCGAAAUAUGUACAGAGGAGACUUUGUCUGAUAAUCUCAGGAUGGGAUCUUUCCAGGUCCGAUUACGAAGACAAAUAUAACAUAAUAAUGAAAAAUGGCCAUUAUGAAAAGGCUGCCGCAUGGGCGGUAUUUUUUGGAGAUAUUCCAAAGGCUGUGGAGAUAUUAGGAUCCGCAAAGAAGGAAAGAUUGAGGUUAAUUGCCACCGCUAUUGCAGGCUAUUUGGCAUAUAAGGACCAACCAGGCAAUAACGCAUGGAGGCAGCAGUGCAGAAAAAUGUCCUCUGAAUUGGACGAUCCUUAUUUGAGGGUCAUUUUUGCAUUUAUUGCAGACAACGACUGGUGGGAUAUUCUUUAUGAACCUGCUAUAUCUCUGAGGGAACGACUAGGUGUGGCUCUAAGAUUUUUGAAUGAUGCAGAUUUGACAACUUUCUUGGAAAGAACGUCAUCCACGGUGAUUGAAAACGGUGAAUUAGAAGGUUUAAUUCUUACAGGGAUAACUCCAAACGGUAUCGAUCUGCUUCAGUCUUAUGUUAAUAAAACAAGUGACGUCCAGAGCGCUGCACUAAUAUCGAUUUUUGGCUCUCCACGGUAUUUCCGUGAUCAGCGGGUGGAUGAAUGGAUACAAACUUAUAGAGAUAUGCUCAAAUCAUGGGAAUUCUUCUCUAUGCGCGCCAGGUUUGAUGUUUUAAGAUCAAAGCUAUCGAGAACAAAAACUGGGGUGUUGACUGCCGAUAUAAAGCCUCGUCAAAUAUAUAUACAGUGCCAAAACUGUAAGCAAAACAUUAACACUCCUCGUGCAUCACCGCCUUCCAGUGCGACAUCGACUGGUGGUGGGAACUAUAAAAAUGGAGAAACCUAUAGAAGAACUAAUAGUGAUUACAAAAAAUUCAAUACUGGUAACUCCGAAACGCCAACGGUCGAUGAAAAACCAAGACAUAAAUACUCUUGUCCACACUGUGGAUCUCCCUUCCCAAGAUGUGCUAUUUGUCUCAUGCCUUUGGGAACGUCAAACCUACCCUUCGUCAUCAACGGGACACAACAGCGGGACAAAAUACGGCCGGAAGACUUCCAAGAUGAUGCUAACCGGGAACUAGUGAGCAGGAAAUUGAAACUGAACGAAUGGUUUAGUUUUUGUUUAAGUUGCAAUCAUGGUAUGCAUGCGGGUCACGCUGAAGAAUGGUUUGACAGACACAAUGUCUGUCCCACCCCAGGUUGCACUUGUCAGUGCAACAAGUAG
This is a messenger RNA of Saccharomyces eubayanus, 3117 nucleotides long. It is a transcript of the gene SEA4, whose product is annotated as Sea4p. The coding region runs from base 1 to 3117 and encodes 1038 amino acids. NCBI's taxonomy places the organism in Eukaryota, Fungi, Ascomycota, Saccharomycetes, Saccharomycetales, Saccharomycetaceae. Gene Ontology annotation, molecular function: protein binding. Gene Ontology annotation, cellular component: cytoplasm. The record is from RefSeq and is a predicted model, not a curated record. Gene Ontology annotation, biological process: positive regulation of TORC1 signaling. The transcript has a single exon.